Glossina fuscipes is the source of this 1736-nucleotide messenger RNA. RefSeq names its product zinc finger protein 271-like. Gene Ontology annotation, molecular function: zinc ion binding; RNA polymerase II cis-regulatory region sequence-specific DNA binding; DNA-binding transcription factor activity, RNA polymerase II-specific. Lineage: Eukaryota; Metazoa; Arthropoda; Insecta; Diptera; Glossinidae. Bases 208 to 1728 code for a protein of 506 amino acids. Gene Ontology annotation, cellular component: nucleus. Gene Ontology annotation, biological process: regulation of transcription by RNA polymerase II. The record is from RefSeq and is a predicted model, not a curated record. The transcript has 6 exons.
UAUAAUAAAGUGUAUGUCCAAUGCGCAGUGAGAUUAUUGUGAAUUAUUUUCUUAUUACUCAUUAAUAUUUCGCGACUUGGCAACUCCGUUAUCCAUCCGAAAAAAGCAAAUGUUUACACUUGAAAAGUAGAAAAAGUUUCAUCGCCUUACUUCUGUUAACUAAACAAAUGAUUAAUUAAACAAAACAUAAGUCAUAAAAAACAAGUUAUGGAGAGUUUGCCUUUAUAUGAAUUACAUAAGAUUUGUCGAAUUUGCUUGAAGAAUGACAUAUUGGUGUCAAUCUAUAGCCCGACAUUUUUGAUAACGCCUGUAGAAAUGAUAGAGAAAUUGCAAAUGUUUAAGGGUAAUUAUCAGCUACCAAUCGACGAAAAUUUACCAACUCUUCUAUGUCAAUCAUGUUUAUAUCGCCUUUUGGAUGCGUAUAAUUUGCAGCAAUUAGCUGAAGCGUCUGAACAACGUUUACGAGAGUAUUUAGGUUUAAAUUCAAUCGGAAGCACUGUUUGCAGUAAUUUGAAUGAUUGCAAUGACAACAAAAUUGACUUGAAUGUAGAGCCCAUUUACGAUCUACGUGAUAUGUUCCCUCGCAACGAAAUUGCCUCUAAUGAAUUAAUAGAGGUUGGAGGUAAUGAUGAUGUGGAUUUGCUGAAUGAUGUUGAAAUUGAUGUUAGCAGUUUAACACGUUCCGAAGCGGAUGAUAAUACCCUAAGCGAUGUUUUUGUAUCCAAAAAUACCCAUAAUAAUAAUAUGCUGAGCUGCCGAAAAAUACCACACAUUGAAACACUCCAAAAUAACGCUAUAUGUCGGGAUGUCGAGAUUAAAGAAAAUCAUGGUAUUAUCAAUUCAACAGGAAAAGCGAAAAAAAGUAAAUCAGCAAAGAAACCUGAUCAAUGUCUGGAAUGUGGAAAAAUCUUUCACUACAGGGGCUAUUUAGAAAUACACAAACGCGUACAUAGUGGAGAAAAACCUUACAAAUGCCAGCAUUGCGCUCGCGAGUUCUCGCAAUCAACUAAACUGCAUCUACAUCAACGUGUUCAUGGACAGACAGCAAAACUUUCACACUAUUGUGAUGAUACUAUAAUUGCACAUAAUGAAAGUAAUGCAAGUAAUAUAAGUUCAUAUCGUCGUUAUCAAUGCGAAAUAUGUGCCGCUUUCUUUACUACAUCAAGCAAUUUAAAAGCUCAUCGACACACGCAUUGCGAGCAGCGUAAUUUCAAGUGUAAACAAUGCCAGCGUACAUUUAAAUCACAACGAGAACUUCGGCGUCAUGAACCGAUACAUAAAACUAUUAAGGAUAUUAUUUGCAGUAUAUGCCAAAGAGGUUUCAACAAGGGCAGCUAUCUGAAUGCUCAUAUGGUGACCGUACAUCGCGGCAUCCGCCGACAUAAAUGCAAUGAAUGCGAUAAGGUGUUCGGUAAACGUUCCAACUUGAUAUCACACAUAAGAACUCAUACUGGCGAAAAACCUUAUCAAUGUGCUUUAUGUCCUUGGAAAUUUAAUCAGUCUUCAGCUUUAACCAGACAUUUAAAGAAGCAUACGAAGAGCAAACCGUCUGAAUCUUCACAGCGAACUCAAGAGGAAGAAGAAGUAAAUUAUAGGCAUUUAACUAAUAUUUUUAUGUACGACUUCUCAAAAGAAACGAAUCCGAUUUCGGAUUAUACGCAAAGGCUGCAACUGCCCCAACAUCAAACUCAAGACGAAAUGAAUUCGCUGCCUCACAACAUUUAUUAAGACUUCUU